AUGGACGUGGAGUCAAACCAGCUUCCCCUCAAGGUGCCUCUCGAAAACGACCAGGAUGUGCAGGAUGCCAAUGAUCUGGCGGGCAUGGGCCAUGCCCAGGCAUUGACUCGCAAGUUCAGCAUAUGGAGCAUGCUUGCUCUUGCGUUUUGUGUCCUCGGAACCUAUUCAACCUUUGCCCAAGAUCUCAGCAGCGGUCUGAGUAAUGGCGGUCCUAUUAGUAUCCUUUGGGGUCUGGUGCUGGUCACCGGAUGCAAUCUUUGCGUGGCAGUUUCCCUAGGAGAAUUGACCAGCAGCAUGCCGACAGCUCUUGGCCAAGCGUACUGGGUAUACCGUUUGUGGAACACGCCUCUCGGUCGCUUCUGCUCCUACAUGUGUGCCUGGAUCAACACAUUUGGCUGGUGGACUCUUACAGCGUCACAAGUCGCAUUCAUGACAAAUUUCAUCCUGAGUAUGAAGACUCUGUUUUAUCCCGAUUGGACGGGUGCUAGUCAGGGCUGGCUCCAGUUUGUGGUCUACAUUGGUAUCGUCUUCCUGAUGACUCUGGUCAACGUGGUCAGCUGCCGUCGAGAACAGAUUCUGCCCUGGAUCAACAAUUUUGUCGGCAUUUGGUUCGCCGGCCUGUUCGUGGUCUUGUCGAUGACGCUCCUCAUCUGUGUCGGUGUCAAGAGCGAUCUCAGCUUCCAAUCGCCCAAGUUCGUGUUCGGCACGUGGAUCAAUCAGAGUGGCUGGAACGACGGCAUCACCUGGUUCAUUGGUCUUGUCCAGGCUGCCUACGGACUGACGGCAUUCGACUCGGUCAUCCACAUGGUCGAAGAAAUUCCCAACCCGCGCCGCAACGCCCCUCGCGUCAUCUGGAUGGCCGUUCUCUUUGGCGCCAUUUCUGGUUUCAUCUUCAUGGUCGUUUGUCUUUUCUCCAUUCAGAAUCUAGAUGCUGUCUCCAACGCCGAUCUCCCAUUCAUGGAACUUAUUCUGGAAACCGUCGGUGCCAAGGGCGGCGCUGUUCUUCUCGCCUUUUUCAUCUUCAACGGUAUUGGUCAAGGCAUCAGCAUCUUGACCACUGCAUCCCGUCUGACAUGGGGCUUUGCCCGCGAUGGCGGUGUCCCCUUCAGCGAGUACUUCAGCUACGUUGACCCGGUCUGGCAGGUGCCCGUCCGAGCACUCUGGGGCCAGGGAGUCAUCAUUUCUAUCGUGGGCGUCCUGUACCUUUUCGCCAACACGGUCCUCGAGGCCAUUCUGUCAGUGAGUACGAUCGCACUGACGGUAUCCUACGCGAUGCCUAUCGUGGCCUUGCUUGUUGUGGGACGAGACAAGCUGCCUGCUGGAGGGUCUGCAGGCUUGGGUCGCUGGGGUCCCUGGGCCAACUGGAUCAGUAUCAUCUACUGCGCUAUCACGACUGUUUUCUUCAUGUUCCCCGGCAGUCCUAACCCGGCCCCGAGUGACAUGAAUUACGCUAUCGCGGUUUUUGGCGUCAUGCUGGUCAUCUCCAUUGGGUUCUGGUUCAUCAAGGGUAAUCGCAAGUACCUGCAGACCGAUGAUGCCAUUGCCCAGAUGUUUUAUGCGCAGCAUCUCGAGCAUGCCGAGUCUACUGCCCCGCCUCGAUCGGAUGCCGAUUCGAAAUGA
This is a messenger RNA of Penicillium oxalicum, 1620 nucleotides long. Its product is annotated as putative amino acid permease family protein. Gene Ontology annotation, molecular function: transmembrane transporter activity. Gene Ontology annotation, biological process: amino acid transport; transmembrane transport. NCBI's taxonomy places the organism in Eukaryota, Fungi, Ascomycota, Eurotiomycetes, Eurotiales, Aspergillaceae. The transcript has 2 exons. The record is from RefSeq and is a predicted model, not a curated record. Gene Ontology annotation, cellular component: membrane. Bases 1 to 1620 code for a protein of 539 amino acids.